AAUUGAAAAUUGUGUGUCCACGCCAUUUAUGAGGUCGGAGCAUCAUAGACCGUGAGCGGUGAAGGACCAGAAUUCCAAAUUCGUGGGGGCGGAAGCGGUGGCAGUAGGUCCAUUCUGAUGCCAUGAACACUAUUAUUCGCCACCGCCUAAGGCUAAUUCCAACACCUCUUCUCUAUUCUUUCCCCAAAUCCCCUUUUCUGCAAUCCUCUUUCUCCUUCUCAACAACCACUUCUGAUCCCGUCUCCUUCACUCUAUCCUACCUCACCAACACCUGUGGCUUCUCACCCGAGGACGCACUAAAACUAUCCAAACGGCUUCGUUUCAACACCGCCCUCGGUUUUUCCGUCAUCUCCUUCUUCCGAACCCACGGUUUCUCCGCCGCGCAGAUCUACCACGUUUUCAAUAAAGUCCCCGAUGUCAUGCUAUACCACCCCACCCGAAGGAUUCUCCCCAAAUUUCACUUCUUAGCCUCCAAAGGCGCUUCUCCCUCCGACACCGUUCUCAUAGUCUCUAAGAAUCCCCGUUUCCUCCAUCACAACUUCAACAACCGCAUCUCUUCUACCUUCCAACUGCUCCGAACGUUCUUUCCCUCCGACCACGAAGCCCUCGCUGUUCUCAUUGCCUGUCCCAAUAUCAUCACCGACUAUCGCAUCGCGUCCAACGUUGACAUGUUGCUCGAAGCUGGAGUCACGCACUCCGGCAUUCGGCACUUGCUCCACUCUCGGCCUUUGGUUCUCUGCUCCAACCUGAGAACAACCUUGGAGGAAGUGAAGCUGUUGGGUUGUGACCCUUUGAAGCUGAAUUUCGUUGUGGCCCUCGAGGCCAAAUGGGCUCUUCCAAAAUCCCUUUGGGAUGCCAAAGUCGACGCCUUGAAGAAAUGGGGUUGGUCUGAGGAUGAGGUUCUGGUUGCGUUUAGGAUCCAACCUUCAAUGAUGCUGCACUCCUCGGAGAAACUUAAUGCAGUGACGGGGAUUUGGGUUGGUCGGCUUGGAUGGGAUCGCUCCGUGCUUAUUGCGUACCCAUCGUUGUUUUUCUGCAGUUUGGAGAAAAGGAUUGUUCCGAGGGCUUUGGUUUUGGAGCAUCUUCUCUCCAAAGGAUUAGUGAGGAAGGAUAUUAACUUGUACACACCGUUUAGAAUGACUGAUGAGGUGUUUCUGCAGAAGUAUGUGAAACGUUUCGAGCAGGAAACGCUCAGGUUACUAGAGCUAUAUCGGGAGGGAGACGGAACAUGCCAGCAUCUGCGUGUUUAGAUUUAAUUCGUGUACAUACAGAUUUUGGUGUGAUUGAUACAGGAGCGCGAAAUUUUUUUCGUUGUGGAAAGCCUUUGCAGUGUUGUAGCAUUUUUAUACACGAGAGCAAGAGGCUGUACAAAUCAAAUUUCUUUCCACUGUGGUGGCAAUUCAAUUUCAGCCACAGAGUAGAACUGAUGAAAUAUCAGAAAUGCUUGCGUGUUCCAGGGAAAUCUGGGUGAUUGAAUGAAUGGUUUGUCUGAGAAAUUGUUUGCAAAUUUUGUUGUGCAAAGCUUUUUGACUUCUAUAAGUAUUCCUUCUAGAUUUUCUCUUGCCAAAUGAGCUCUGAUUUUGUCGUGAAUUUUAAGAAAGUUUAUCCUUUUUACAGGGCAGAUGCUGUUUUCGUGGAACAAGAAGAUAAAGCGAAUCAUGUUGUUUCAUUGAAUUACUGCUUUUUCUAACCAAAAGUUUUAUCACUUGUAAGGGUCGAGAGUUCUUUUCCUCCAAGACAUAUAUAGGGUGCCAGGAACUUAGUAGACAAGAUGAGAAAACAGAAGGAGAAGCAUCCAACACAAAUACAUGGUGAAGAAUUUAUAUAAAGAAUGUGACCCACAAAACUGAAAGCAGUUAAACUCAGCACCCUUCACUAUCUCUCAAAGGAAUUAAUGCAAGAGUGUGUCUGACUUCAUAAGCUUUGUGACAAAGAAAGAUGGUAAACGCUGGAAUCGCUUGGUUUUGAUGACUAUGCAGAGCCAUUGAGAAGGUAUUUGCACAUAUAUAGAGAACUAGAAGUAGAUAGAUGAGAUAACCAAGAGAUAGAAGCCGCCCAAAAGAGAAGGUUUAUGGAUUGUGAUCAAGUAGUUGUUGUUGUAAUUCAAAAUAUUACAUAACUGUAAUAACUGCAUUGAGUUUUGGCAGUUAUUAGUUUCUAUUACGUUUCUGUUCUGUAUAAAAUACUUUGUAUCCUCCACUUUCAGUGCAAUGAGAAAUACAUUCUAAUUUCUCUGCUC
Vigna unguiculata (cowpea) is the source of this 2239-nucleotide messenger RNA. RefSeq lists its product as uncharacterized. Lineage: Eukaryota; Viridiplantae; Streptophyta; Magnoliopsida; Fabales; Fabaceae. Gene Ontology annotation, biological process: regulation of DNA-templated transcription. The record is from RefSeq and is a predicted model, not a curated record. Gene Ontology annotation, molecular function: double-stranded DNA binding.